AUGGUUUCACUUAUCAGGACAUUGGACGCCCACACUGAUAAAGUGUGGAGUGUUUCGGUACACCCUACCUUGCCGUUGAUUGCGACCGCUUCAACUGAUAAAACUGCUUGCAUUUAUGGGUUGAACGAGAAGUUUCCCUUAUUGUCGAGGUUAGAAGAUGCACACAAGAGAUCUGUUAGAUCUGUGGCCUUCAAGCCGCCUUUGACUGCCUCUGCUGACUUCUUGGACCUUCCAGCUGUUGCUUGUGGCUCCUUUGAUUCUACCAUCUCAGUAUGGGGAAUAGAUGAGCCUGAAGAUGAAGAGGAUGAGGAUGUAGACGAUGAGUACGAUGACGACGAAAACACCGGCAAAAGGAGCCAACUGGACAUAUUGUGCUCACCCAACAACCAAUGGAACUUGAUGGCCAUUAUAGAGGGCCAUGAAAACGAAGUCAAAUCUGUGGCCUGGAACUCCCAUGGUAACCUCUUGGCCUCGUGCUCCAGAGAUAAGACCGUCUGGAUAUGGGAGACCGAUCCUGAGACGUUGGAGGAAUUUGAAUGUAUUUCCGUCUUGAACGAUCAUCAGCAUGACAUUAAGCACAUAGUAUGGCACCCAACAAGAAAUAUACUUGCCAGCUCUUCGUACGACGAUACGGUGAGGAUCUACAAAGAAGACGACGAUGAAUGGAGCUGUGUUGGCGUGUUGAAUGGACACGCUGGUACUGUUUGGUGCUCGGCCUUCGACCCCACACUUGCCAGUACAUCGACCAUUCGCUUGGUUUCUGUUUCUGACGACUUAACUGUUAAGAUCUGGAAGAGCACGGUCGAAGAGGAAGAGUCAGAAGAAGCCAACCCAAUCAGAAGCUCAAUAAGAAAAGAUGUUGAAAUGGAUUGGGAAUUGGACGUUGAGCUCCCAGUAGUUCACACACACCCUAUUUAUUCGGUGGCAUGGUCGAAAGAGUCUGGGAGGAUUGCUACUGUAGGCUCCGAUGGAAAAUUGGUUGUCUACAAGGAAAAGGAAGAUGGAUCCUGGAUUGUGCAGUACGAAAGGGAAUCAUGCCAUGGAGUAUUUGAGAUUAACUGUGUAACAUGGGCCCAGUUGAACGAGAAGGAAGUGAUAAUUACAGCUGGAGACGAUGGAAAGAUUAAUGUAUGGGAGGUAUAG
Molecule: messenger RNA, 1143 nt
Organism: Dujonia railenensis
Lineage: Eukaryota; Fungi; Ascomycota; Pichiomycetes; Serinales; Debaryomycetaceae
Source: the annotation of a GenBank genome assembly